Molecule: messenger RNA, 1037 nt
Organism: Zingiber officinale
Lineage: Eukaryota; Viridiplantae; Streptophyta; Magnoliopsida; Zingiberales; Zingiberaceae
Exons: 6
Coding region: 137-820 (227 amino acids)
Source: RefSeq, a predicted model, not a curated record
UUGUUGAUUCUGUCUAAUUGCAUGUGCAGGUACUUAUUCAAAUAUUAGGUCAACCUUGGAAGUUCCAAUAUUUUGGUUCAUACACAGUGAUCCAUUGUUGUUGGACAAGCACUAUCAAGCAAAAGCCUUGUCUGACAUGAUCAUUGUUGUGCAAUCUGAGGCAGCAUCAUGGGAAAGCUACUUGCAGUGUAAUGGUCGGUCACUGGUAUGGGACUUGAGGUGGCCCACAAAAGCUGCUAUUGCUGCUACUGCUGAACACCUGGCUGGUUUGCUUCCUCUUCAUCUGGUUUACAGUCAGGCUCAUGAAGCUGCAAUUGAGGACUGGACAUGGUCUGUUGGUUGUAAUCCACUGUCCAUCACUUCCCAAGGUUGGCAUCUUUCUAUGUUUCAAUCUGAUGUGAUUGCUAGGAGCUAUAUCGUCACUGCCCUUGAAGAAUCUAUACAAGCCGUUAAUGCGGCCAUAUAUCGCUUGAUUAUGGAGCGAACAACUGCACAGAGUUUUAAGUUAUUCAAGACUAGGGAACGGAACUUGGUGGACAAAUAUAACUCGAUUGUCGGAUUGUGGAGAAGAAUUUCCACAAUAUCUGGUGGGCUUCGGUAUCAUGAUGCUGUGAAGCUUUUAUCAUUGCUCGAGGAUGCAUCUUCAGGGUUCACAGACUAUGUCAAUUCAACGAUCGCUGCGCUGCAUCCGAUUCAUUGCACUCGUGAAAGAAAAGUUGGCAUCGAGUUCGACCUUACUACAAUCCCCGCCUUCAUUGUUGUUUUUGUAAUCCUCUGGUUCGUGCUAAGACCAAGGAGGCCGAAACCUAAGAUUAACUAAGGAACCGAAAGAGCAACACAGAAAAAGCGAAACUGAGAGCAAGCUGGAGUUGCAAACUUUGUCGUCUUCGCUCGAAUAUGAGUCUAUGAGAAUUUAAACGUUGUAAUCCUUGCGAAAAAACUAGUUGCCCGGGCAACGCCAGAUGAUGUUUUGUUGUGGAAAUUGAAAAUUGAUUUCUGGAAGGUUUUAAUGCCAAAAAUAGAAAUCCUGAUGAUUA